CUUCCUUCCAUUCGACUCCACACUCCACUCGCUCCCACCUCACCUCGCCCUCGCCUUUUUAGAGAGAGAAAGCACCGGCUCCCCCAGCGAGCUAGAGAGAGAAACGCAGCUGCACUUCCCCCCUUCCGUCCCCGGCAGGAGUGUGAGCGAGAGAAGGCCGUUCGAAGGGAGAGCGGCGGUGAGAGAGGAGAGUGCGGCAUGGAGAGGCCGGCGCCGGUGAGGAAGUCCCACACGUCGACGGCGGACCUGCUGAUCUGGCCGGAGGGGGCGCCGCAGGAGCCACUCGCCGGGGCCACGCCGCCGUCCAACCGCCGGCCACACCAGGUGAGCGGUCCCCCGGUCCCCCUCGGGGCGCCGCGGGGGCGACCAGCCUCCGUCGUCAUUGUUGAAGGAGCAGGGUGUUCGACUUGUCUGAACUUUUUUUUUUCUGUUACCUGUUCGGUGCAGCCGUCGGAGGCGGUCAGGAAAGUGGUGUUCGGCGGGCAGGUGACCGAGGAGGAGUUCGAGAGCCUCAACAAGAGGAAACCAUGCUCUGCUCCCAAGUGGAAGGAGAUGACAGGAAGUGGCAUAUUUGCAGCUGGAGGCGAGGUUGAAGAAGAUGAAUCUGCCAAUGCCUCCGCAACUCCCAUCCGAACGAAUCCAAAGAACUACCAGGCAAUUAGUACUAUAAGCCACAUCUCAUUUGCUGAGGAAGAAAGCAUCUCUCCAAAGAAGCCGACUUCCAUAGCUGAGGUGGCGAAGCAGCGGGAGCUAAGUGGCACCCUUCUGAGCGAGGAUGAAAGCAAGAUGAAGAAGCAGAUAUCUGACUUGAAAUCCAAGGAGCUCAGCGGCCACGAUAUCUUUGCUCCUCCAGAAGACCCGCGGCCACGUAACUCGGAGAACGGCUCGACCUCGCAGACACCGGGCAAAAACGCAUAUGUAAGCAACUUCAAGUUUGGUGAAGCCGAUGAAGACAGCGUGGUGAAGACGGCGAAGAAGAUCCCCACGAAGAAGUUCAGCGACCUGACUGGCAACGGCAUCUUCAAGGGGGACGACGUCCCCGGGACGGCGGAGAAGCACCUGAGCACGGCGAAGCUGAAAGAGAUGACCGGCAGCGACAUCUUCGCGGACGGGAAGGCCCCUUCCCGGGACUACCUUGGCGGGAUCCGCAAGCCUCCCGGCGGCGAGAGCAGCAUCGCGCUGGUCUAACAGCAGCAGCUGCUGCAGAAGCUACAGCAGCAACAACCUGAUGGACAUAGCAGCCCCUACCUCAUUCAUUUCCUCCUCAUCCCGUCGCCGUCCCUAGGAGUGAUCUUUUAGGAGUUUCUUUUUUUUUUCCUUCUUCCCCCAAGGACUGAUCGAUUGGAACCGCCGGUUUGCUUUCCUGUUUCCCGCGACUUCGCGCCAGGGUUUUCUCGUGAUCGUUGUUAAUCCCCCUCUGAUGGUGGUGGUGUGUGGGUGCGACAGCAACGAUGGUUGUCUCUAAUUUAACAUUGAUGAUUUGGUUUGCACUUUGUUGGUUGGCUGGUCGGUCGUGCCCAUGGCGUGGCGUACCUGAUGUAACAACAA
Molecule: messenger RNA, 1548 nt
Organism: Panicum hallii
Lineage: Eukaryota; Viridiplantae; Streptophyta; Magnoliopsida; Poales; Poaceae
Exons: 4
Coding region: 199-1188 (329 amino acids)
Source: RefSeq, a predicted model, not a curated record